Molecule: messenger RNA, 1552 nt
Organism: Solea senegalensis (Senegalese sole)
Lineage: Eukaryota; Metazoa; Chordata; Actinopteri; Pleuronectiformes; Soleidae
Gene: ccr9b
Product: chemokine (C-C motif) receptor 9b
Exons: 3
Coding region: 25-1227 (400 amino acids)
Biological process (GO): G protein-coupled receptor signaling pathway; chemotaxis; immune response
Cellular component (GO): membrane
Molecular function (GO): chemokine receptor activity
Source: RefSeq, a predicted model, not a curated record
GGGAAACCAUAUAAGCAAGGGAAGAUGUGUUCAACUUGGCUGCACUGUGGUGACAUAGCAACAGCACUGUAUCUGAGAAAUAAAGCUCUUCAUUUUAUCACUGACGAUAAGAUGGACGAGCCCCUCACCAAUUUUGGGACCUCAGAAGCUUAUUAUAACGAAACUACGGAUGACCCUCUUGACUACAUUUACUAUGGUACAGGGCCGACUGAGAACGCGGGGAUCUGCGACAAACAGUGGGUCAGGCAGUUUCGUGGGCAGUAUGAACCACCUCUCUUCUGGAUCAUCUUCAUUCUCGGUGCUGUGGGUAACCUGAUGGUGGUUUGGAUUUACACAACUGUGCGCAACCGCCUGAAAACAAUGACCGAUGUGUAUCUGCUCAACUUAGCUGUGGCUGACCUCCUCUUCCUGUGCAUGCUGCCCUUCUGGGCCGUCGACGCCACUAAGGGCUGGGACUUUGGCGACGCUCUCUGCAAAAUAGUGUCCGCCAUCUACAAGAUCAACUUCUUCAGCAGCAUGUUCUUACUCACCUGCAUUAGUGUGGACCGCUACAUUGCUAUUGUACAAGUCACCAAGGCCCAGAACCUGAAGAAAAAGCGACUUUUUUACAGCAAACUCGCCUGCCUGGUCGUCUGGCUUGUCGCUACUCUCCUGUCCCUACCCGAGUUUAUUUUUGCUCAGGCAAAGACAGAUUCAAAUGGACAGUCUUUUUGCAAAAUGGUGAUGUGGAACAAUGAGAAGAACCGGACUAAGAUCCUGAUUCUGUCCCUGCAGAUCUGCAUGGGCUUCUGCCUUCCUCUGCUGGUUAUGAUCUUCUGCUACUCCGUCAUCAUUCGCAAACUCCUGCAGGCCAAGAGCUUUGAAAAACACAAGGCCCUGCGCGUCAUCUUUGUUGUUGUGUUAGUGUUCAUCCUCUCACAGCUGCCUCACAACAGUCUGCUGAUAAUGGAGGCCACACAGGCAGCCAAUGCUACCAUCACAACAUGUAACACGCUCAUUUAUUUCGAUAUAGCAGGACAGGUGGCCAAAAGCCUGGCAUUUACUCAUGCCUGCCUGAACCCAUUCCUCUACGUCUUCAUUGGAGUCCGGUUCAGACAAGACCUCCUAAGGAUUGUGAGGACGUGCACUGGUGGUCCAGGCUCAGGAGGGUUCAGUAAAUCAAGUUCGGCUCCCAAACGUCCCUCUGUCAUGUCAGACACUGAUACAACCCCUGCCCUUUCCAUAUAAAUGCACAUUUUCCUAUAGAGACCUGAAUUAGACACUUGGUUUUAACAUCAUUUUCAUUUAGUUGAAAUGCAUUACUUAGCAAUAGAGCAAUGACACAAUGAUUUAGAUCAUAUUAUCACAUUCUCACAGUCACCAGCCCUGGAAUCACUGUAAAAAUUGUAUAUUAAUGUAAAUACUGUUUUACUAUGUUUUUUUUUGUUUUUUUUACAUUAAUCACAUUGUGUGUUGGUUGUGUGCUGUUGUUUCUGAAUUUAAAAAAACUAACUAACUAACUGUAUUUGCAUUUCAGUCACAAAACCUCAAUUAAAAAUCUUUAAAAAAUCUA